Drosophila bipectinata is the source of this 992-nucleotide messenger RNA. It is a transcript of the gene SpdS, whose product is annotated as Spermidine Synthase. Gene Ontology annotation, biological process: polyamine metabolic process. Gene Ontology annotation, molecular function: catalytic activity. The record is from RefSeq and is a predicted model, not a curated record. NCBI's taxonomy places the organism in Eukaryota, Metazoa, Arthropoda, Insecta, Diptera, Drosophilidae.
GUACCUUUAAACUAAUCCCACGUGUUGAGUCGGUCUUAUCAAUGCCGAUUGAUACUGUUUGGCAUUAAACCAAUGGAUUCCCUUAACAACGGAUGGUUCAGCGAACUGCAGGCCGACCUAUGGCCUGGACAGUCCUUCUCCUUGAAAGUAAAGGAAGUAAUUCACAAAGAGAAGUCAAAGUUUCAGGACAUUCAAAUCGUCGAAACAGAGACAUACGGAAGAUGCCUGAUUUUGGAUGGAAUUAUACAGUGUACUGCCCGAGAUGAGUUCUCAUACCAGGAAAUGAUAUCCUUCCUGCCUCUCUGCGCCCACCCGAAUCCCAAAAAGGUACUCAUUGUAGGCGGUGGAGACGGAGGCGUGGCACGCGAAGUGGUGAAGCAUCCUUUGGUCCAGGAAGUCCAUCAAGUGGAGAUCGACGACCGUGUGGUGGAGCUUUCUAAGCAAUAUUUACCAGCUAUGGCGUGCGGAUUCGAAAACGAAAAGUUAAAGCUAACCAUUGGAGACGGCUUCGACUAUAUGAAAAAUCAUAAGAACGAAUUUGAUGUUAUCAUCACCGACAGCUCGGACCCCAUCGGUCCGGCAGUGAGUUUGUUCCAAGAGAGCUACUACGAGUUAAUGAAGCACGCUCUGAAAGAAGAUGGCAUCGUGUGCUCCCAGGGUGGAAGUUUCUGGCUCGACCUCGACUAUAUAAAGAAAACCAUGUCCGGGUGCAAGGAACACUUUGCUAAAGUAGCUUAUGCUGUUACCUCGGUGCCUUCUUAUCCUUGUGGCCACAUUGGCUUUGUCAUGGGCUCUCUUAACAAAAGCCAAGACUUUGUAACUCCUAAACUGGGAAGCUCUGAGAUUAAUGCCUUAGAUUUAAAAUACUACUCCUCAGAGAUUCAUUCGGCGGCCUUUGCCCUGCCUCGUUGGGUUCAAAACCAUUUUUACAAUUGACUAUGCGAUAUACAUAUACGUAAACUUUUGUUACAAAAUAAAAAUCAUAAAAUAUA